GAGGUUUUUCGCGUCUCCCGUCUCCCGGAAUUUUUUUACCCAAACGUUGGCAGGUAUCUUUAUCUCACGCAAAACCUUUGAUACAAAUUGAGAGCCCUGAAGUUGUUAUGAUGGGAUAUGUUAAUCUGUUGUUCUGUAAAUAUAAACGGAAUAUAUAUAUAAUAAAUCAACAAAAUAUAAACUGUUUACAUACACAUCUUAAUCUCUAAAAUCUCGCAUAGCUUGAAUGAUGAAAAAGGACCCCAGCAAAAUUAACAAGACAAUACUACUGAUGGGAGAAACAGGAACAGGUAAAUCUACUCUGAUAAACAUGAUGGUAAACUGCAUUGUUGGAGUUGAAUGGGAGGACAAAUACAGAUUUGAAAUGGUUGCUCAGACUAGAAGUCAGACUGAAUCCCAAACGACUGCCAUCACUGUGUACGAGAUCUUUGGCGAAGAAAGUGAUCGCAUCCCUUUUUCACUGACAAUCAUCGACACUCCUGGAUUUGGUGACACGCGAGGAAUAGAGCAAGAUGAACUGAUCACAAAGUAUUUACAGGAGCUGUUUACAUCUCCUAAAGGAGUUGAUGUGAUUGACGCUGUCUGCUUUGUUGUGAAAGCCAACCAAAGUCGUCUCACACCCACUCAGCAGUACAUCUUCGAUUCAGUGCUCUCCAUUUUUGGGAAGGACAUAGAAAAUAACAUUGUGACUCUCGUGACACAUGCAGAUGGCGGGGACCCUUUGGUCCUUGAGGCAUUUGAAAAGGCAAAGGUACCUUCUCUCAAGGAUGACAGCAAUAAACCAGUCUACUUCAAAUUCGACAAUAUGAUUUCCCAUCAAGACGAUGAGGAAGAUGAUGAAGAUGAGGAAGACGAGGAAGAUGAGAAAGAUGAGAAAGAUGCGGAAGACAAAAAAAUAUAUAGUUUGUCGUGGGAAAUGAGCAUGAAAAACCUGAAUAUGUUUUUCGACGCACUUAAUGAGAUGGAGGCAAAAAGUCUGGUCUUAACUCAGCAGGUUUUAGAAGAACGCAAACAUCUGGAAAUAAACUGCUUUUUGAUUAGAAAAAGCUUAAACGAAACUUUUCAGCAAAUAGAAGAGCUGAAAAAACUUGAGACUAUAUUAAAGCAACAUGAAAAUGACAUUGAAGCCAACAAAAACUUCUCCAUUCUUUUAGUGGAAAGUGGGAGAGAGAAACGUGCAGUUGACAAAAAGGCAACAAACUGCAUCGUUUGCAAAGGAACUUGUCACCAUCCUUGCACAGAAUCAUUUGGAUGUAAAGUUUUUCAGAAUAACAAGUGCACUGUCUGUCCCAAGGAAUGUAGCAAGGCGGAUCACUGUCGAGAGAACUUCAUCUAUGUCUUUAAGACUGAGGAACAUGAAACCACUUACAAGGAUCUGGUUAUAAAUCACUUUAAGAUGCAGGUGGAAUCCAUGUCAGCACAUUUGAUUUUUAAACUUAUAUAUGCCAAAAUCUUAGCCCUCCUAACAUCCGGUUUAAGGAUGAUUUUAGAAAUGCAUGAAACAGUUCAAAAGCUGGAUAGAAUUGCUCUGAGACCCAACCCAACAAGUAGACUGGCCUACUUGGAUCUUCAGAUUGAACAAGCCAAAAAGGUAAACGAUAUUGAAAAAGUUAAGACACUGGAAGAAAUGAGAGAAAAGGAACAGAAAAUGACCAUGACAAGUAUAAAUGAGGAGGAUUCUGAAGAAGAAAGUUAGACCCUAAAGUGGAUCGCAACAACAGUACAGUAAAACCUUACAACAUAUAAUAUCUGUUUAGAGAUAAAGACAAGUAUAUUUGGGAAAGAAAAUACAGUCUGGAAGUGUUGUCUUAAACACAUUGCUUGCAUAGAAAUGCUAUUAUGUCAUUAACUGUUGAUUUAAUUUUGUAUUAUUUGUAUUGAGAGCAUUUUUACAAAGAUUUGUUUUUGUGAAGUUAAAAUGGCCCGAAACAUAUGAAAGUGUGUGUAGUCUGAGAAGAGAGACUGCAUUUGGUACAUUAUGAUGCAUAUCUGGAAUAUAUCUGAGAAUAACAGUAUGAAAGUGUUGUCAUAAUGAUUUGGGGCAUAGCUUUGAAUAUUUGUUUAUAUGGUAACUGAACUUUUAAAUGCACAAGGACAGUAACAAAACGAUAAAUUUUUGAUCAGAUCAAAUGAUUCUUUGUUGUUUGGUUUAGCUGGGUCUACAUGUAUAAGCAACGUUGUGGUCAGGCUUUAGAUCGUUUUUUAAUUGUUUUAAUGGUUUAUUAAUCUGAAGAACGCUAAGACCGUACUUGUGUUCUUGAGAAAAACAUAGUAAAUGUGUGAAAGUAAAAAAUGUCUAAAUCAUUGGGAAGUGCUUGUAGUCCACUGAGAGAGUGCACCUGGCACAUUGUGAUGCAGACAUAGGCCUAGGUUUAGGAGUGGACAGUAGAAGAAUGUCCCUACUAAUGUCCAGAGACGUUUGAAAUGUCCAAUAAUUAGUGACUAAUCAGAGGAUUAGCAUAUGUGUGAUGAUAUUUGUCCUUCACUAAAACCAAACCUACGCCUAUGGAUGAUAUGUGAAAAUACCAUUGUAAACCUUAUAAUCAUAAUGGACAAGGACUAAUUAUUUGUGAUGAGGAGUUUCUCAUUUACUUAUGGUAAGAUAUUGUGUGUAAACAAACUGAUCUGGUAUACUUAUCAAUUCUUUUUUAAUAUAUUGAGACUACAUACAGUGUAUUUUGUUUUGUUGUUGCAGUUUUCAAUAAACAUUAAUCAUUCAAAAAGUUCCAACAGUUAUUUCUACACAGAUGCAGUGAAGAACCCUUUUGUAACACGAAGCCUGCUCUGUAUCGGAACCUGGGCUAGACCCAAAUACAGACAACAAGGCAGAAACUGUGGG
Messenger RNA from Osmerus eperlanus (European smelt), 2839 nucleotides. RefSeq lists its product as uncharacterized. Bases 227 to 1696 code for a protein of 489 amino acids. The transcript has a single exon. The record is from RefSeq and is a predicted model, not a curated record. NCBI's taxonomy places the organism in Eukaryota, Metazoa, Chordata, Actinopteri, Osmeriformes, Osmeridae. Gene Ontology annotation, molecular function: GTP binding.